Molecule: messenger RNA, 3117 nt
Organism: Sebastes umbrosus (honeycomb rockfish)
Lineage: Eukaryota; Metazoa; Chordata; Actinopteri; Perciformes; Sebastidae
Gene: rnf208
Product: ring finger protein 208
Exons: 2
Coding region: 1945-2721 (258 amino acids)
Biological process (GO): protein ubiquitination
Molecular function (GO): ubiquitin protein ligase activity
Source: RefSeq, a predicted model, not a curated record
AGAGCAUAACGAGAGAGAAAGAGAGGGAGUGUGUGAGAGAAAGAGAGAGAGAGAGAGAGAGAGACAGGAGGGGGUGGGCAGGCGAAACAAGCCAUAUGCAUAAGGAGGCAGCCAGAGGCACAGAGACAGAGAGGGAGUGUGUGUGUGAGUGAGUGUGCAUGUAUGUGUGAAAACACUGCGCAUGUGUGACUGUGAGGUGCACUGACUGGAGCAGACGGAGAGAAGGAGAAAGAGGAGUAAUGAACGGCAGCUGAGACGAGAGGAGAGAUAACAGCAGAGGAGAGAGGAAAGAAAGAAGAAGGAAGAGAAGAAGAAGAGAGGUUUACCUGAAGAACCAGAAGAAGAAAGAGACGGGCAGAAAGACAGGAAGGAAGAGAAGAGAAGAGAAGAGGUUGACGUGCACGCAGAGGAACACAGAAGCGCAGAAGCUCAGGUCGUAAGCUGAAUCAUUUGAGAGGCUUUAGGAGGAGGGAUGGAGAAAGAGAGACCAGACGCUCAGCCACAGCACGGAGGAAAAGGAGCACGGGUGGGAGAGUGAAGGACAAAGGUGCCAGAGAGCAGGAGGAGAGGGAACGAGGGAUGCAGAGCUCGACGAAAGCAGCCCGAGACAUGACGCAUCCACCUUGCAACAGCUUCCUCCAUCUUACAUCUCCUCCAUGUUCGCCUCCCUGCGCUGCUGCUGCUGCUGCUCGCCGUUCGUCCUGCUAGACUCAAAUGGACAGGAGAGAGCAUCCUCCCUCUGGUGAGACGUCCCCCUGAACAAAGAGCGGGUUUAUCUUCACAGAGCAGCAUCAGCAACGUCGACGGCAACCAACUGGAGCGAGGAAGAGGAGGGCGAGAAAAGGACUGGAACAAGACAAGUGCGUAGGCAAGACAGGUACAUGGACGAAAAGAAUCCUGAGGAGACGUUUCACUGAAAAGGGGAGACAAGCACAGAGGCAUCCUUCAGACUAUUAUCACUUCUUCUGCUCAGCUGGGAGGACUGUCUGAAAGUUAAACCCUUCACUCCCACCUUCGAGGAAUUCAGGAGCCUUGGAGCUUGAAGGCGUCAUUCCAACAGCUUUCUGGAGCACCUCCCCAAAAGAAAAAAAAAAAGAAAAAAAGACCUCCUCCCUGUUUCUUAUCAACGAGCCACUGAGAGGUCAAACAGGGUCAUCUGGCCAAACUGGAACAAGAGCAGAGAGAAAGACUUGAGGUUACUCGUUCUUUCUUUCUCACGCACUCGAGUCAAAGUGUAACACACCCGCAAGCCAAAAACAGGAAGUUAAGUGGGCGUUUAAGCGAGAACCGCGUGUAAAAGGCAAAGUUUGAGAAGGCAAGAGUUUCCUUGGCAGGCCACAGGAUAUAUAGUUUAAGACAAUACCUCUUGGACCUUUCUGAACUGCCUGAACUCAACCCCCCUAACCCAUGCUGUGAAUGCAGAAAUCCACCUACCUGUACUGUAUGUAUAUAUGUGAGCAUCUGUGAGAUUAUUUAUUAGUGUCGUCACUGAGUGAGAACAUAUCUUUGUGCUAAACUGUCCUUGUGUGUGAAUAUCUGCAAAAUAGCCAUCAGAGACAGCACAAGAACAUCAGCAUAAGUGAGUAAGAACAACAAAAAAAGCUACCUUUUAAGUAGUCAACACUGGUCAGAUAGUGUAAGCUGGACUGUUUAAUCAUCUGUACAUAUCAGCGGUGACAGAAUAAGAGGUGCAGAUUGCGGUGCUCUGGCGGAGCUCUUCUAUCUGUCUUCCACUCAUAAAGACACAGGCUGAGAGUAGCGCCCACAAGGCGGGGGAAUCUCUGAGGGAAACAUGGAGGCAACCAUCCGUCCCCAUGUUCCCUCAAAUGGCUGACUUCAGAGAAAGAGCCUAAUCUUUUUCCCCCUUGCCCACAACCAGGCAGGGGCGUCCAGCGCUGAUUCGAGCCACCUCUCUCUUCCACCUCCACAAAAGAAAACGUGCGAAUGUCCUGCCUCAGGCGCCAGCCCGUCACCAUCCCCAUGGACACCGUCAAGAUCAUCCAGUCGGAGAAGUUCCCCAGAGAGUGCCCUGUGCCCGUCACCCAGCCGCGCUAUGCCCCGCCCCCCAGAGUGGCGUGGGACGGCGGAGGCGAAGGCGAAAUCAUCGUCAACCAGGCCUGCAGCGACCUGACCCUGGACAUCACGGGGUCCCCCCGGCCCAUGGUGUCCCCCUCGGUCCCCGUGACGCGCCGGGAGCAGAGCUUCCUGGCGCAACGCAAAACCAGUGCCAACGAAAUCUGCUACCACCAGUUCCACUACAAGAUGGAAGACGUCAUCGUGAACCAGUACGUGCUGCGCUCCUCCUCCACCUCCUCGUCCACUUCGUCCUCCUCCUCCUCGGGGCCCGUGAUGCCCUGCGAGCCGCUGGACUGCCCCACCUGCGGCCACACCUACAACUUCGCCGGCAAGCGCCCAAGGAUCCUCUCCUGCCUGCACUCGGUGUGCGAGGAGUGCCUGCAGAUCCUCUACGAGUCCUGUCCCAAGUACAAGUUCAUCUCCUGCCCCACGUGCAGGCGCGAGACAGUGCUGUUCACUGACUAUGGCCUGGCUGCUCUGGCCAUCAACACCAGCAUCCUGAGCCGCUUGCCCUCCGACCCCAACGGGCCCGUGCAGUGGGGCGGGGACGCCGACCGCAGCUGCUACCAGACUGUGCGCCAAUACUGCCAGUCAGCCUGCACCUGCCAGAUCGCCAACCCCUUGUCCUCCUGUGGCAUCAUGUAGAGACAAGGGGGGACGCUGCAGGCAUGACUCGACGCUGCACCCCCCCCUCCCCCACCCUACAUCCCUCCACCCAUCCCUCCACCACUCAUUUCGUCUAUAAGCUAUACCCUCUCUGCCAAUCCUCCUCUCUCACACACACACAUACAGUAAAUAAAUCCCUCCACAGAUGUUAUCUCUAUAUAUUUAAUAGCACAGAUGGAUGCUAUGUGGGACUAAUGGAUGCCGAUGGAUCAUUAAAUAGUAAAUAAAUGUAUUUUAUGUAUGGACUGGAAUCCUAUUCACCCUCUCUCGUUUGGUUGGACGUGUUUGUCAUUGACAUCUCUUUACAUGGGAAUGCCAGGGGAGGUCUAUCCCCCCAACCUAGGUGAAUAAAGAUUAAAUAAAUGAUAAAAGGAA